UGGCGGAUGACUCUCGGGUUUGAAAUUUCCAGCCGUUCGUUCAAACUUUGGGAGCAGCAGCUUGACACCGACCAACUACUGUUUGCAAGCCAAUCAACCAUUCUAUUGGACUUUUGAUCUUUGGACAGCAUACGAUUGGAAAGCAUCUAAACAUCCCAAACUGAUCUUGGAAGGACUUCAAAUCAAGUGACACCGUUUUUGAAAGACUUGCACCCCACCUCGCCUCCUCCAUCAUGUGCCCUCACGUCCCCGACCAAUCCAAUCCCAACGGGGAAGAGAUGGUACCCAUCAACACCUCUUCUCAACCUCAUAUCCCACCACCCGUACCUGCCGGAACGAAUGGUACUCAACCGAAUGGACAUCAAUCCAAUGGCGUCGAUACGAAUCAUCACAGCGCCCCACCCAAGGUCAAGAGCCACAAAGAUAUGUACGGGAGAGCGAGUGAUUUCUUGAGUAACACGAGCAAUUGGAAGAUCAUCGAGUCUACCCUUAGAGAGGGAGAACAGUUCGCAAAUGCCUUUUUCACGCUUGAGACCAAGAUCAAGAUUGCUCAGAUGCUCGACGAAUUCGGAGUCGAGUACAUUGAACUCACCUCACCUGCCGCUUCGCCCGAAUCAAGAGCCCACUGCGAGGCCAUUUGCAAGCUCGGACUCAAGAGGACCAAGAUUCUGACCCAUAUCAGAUGUCACAUGGAUGAUGCUAGGUUGGCCGUUGAGACGGGUGUCGAUGGUGUGGAUGUCGUCAUUGGGACUUCGUCCUUCUUGAGAGAUCAUUCUCACGGCAAGGACAUGACUUGGAUCACCAAGACUGCCAUCGAAGUCAUCGAAUUCGUCAAGUCGAAGGGCAUCGAGAUUCGAUUCUCAUCUGAAGACUCGUUCCGAUCUGAAUUGGUCGACCUGCUAUCUAUCUACCGCACAGUCGACAAGAUUGGAGUCAAUCGAGUCGGAGUUGCGGAUACCGUCGGAUGCGCAGAUUCAAGACAGGUCUACGACCUUGUCAGAACAUUGAGAGGAGUUGUCAGUUGUGAUAUUGAGACUCAUUUCCACAAUGACACGGGAUGCGCCAUUGCGAACGCUUAUGCUGCGCUAGAAGCUGGAGCAACUCACGUCGAUACAUCGGUCCUCGGUAUCGGAGAGCGUAAUGGAAUCACACCGCUCGGAGGACUGAUCGCUCGAAUGAUGGUCGCCGAUCCUGAAUACGUCAAGAGCAAGUACAACUUGCCAAUGCUGAGAGAAAUUGAAAACUUGGUUGCCGAGGCUGUCGAGAUCUCCGUGCCAUUCAACAAUUACAUCACUGGAUUCUGCGCUUUCACUCACAAGGCCGGUAUUCAUGCCAAGGCAAUUCUUGCCAACCCUUCGACAUAUGAGAUCUUGAACCCGGCUGAUUUCGGUAUGACCCGAUACGUUUCCAUUGGACAUCGAUUGACAGGAUGGAAUGCCGUCAAGAGCCGUGUGGAGCAACUAAAUCUCAACAUGACAGACGAGCAGAUCAAGGACGCCACUGCCAAGAUCAAGGAGCUUGCCGACGUUCGAACCCAGUCUAUGGAAGAUGUCGAUAUGAUUCUACGUAUCUACCACACUGGUAUACACUCUGGAGAUCUCAAGGUCGGACAAUCCGCUGUGCUUGACAAGUUGUUGCAGAAGCACAUGCCAUCCCGAGAAGGCUCGCCAACGAGAGAUUCGCCAAACAAGAAGGUCAAGGUCGAUGUUUAGGGUAGAGACGGUCGCGGGCUCAAUAAAAACGGAGAUCAGACAGAGGCAGUCCCCCAUCCUCGUCUAUUAGAGUGAUGGAAGUUUGUGCGACUUGAAGAGAUCAUAGAAGUGUUUAUAUCCAAUGUAUCACAAUGCACGGAGGUUU
Kockovaella imperatae is the source of this 1857-nucleotide messenger RNA. Its product is annotated as HMGL-like-domain-containing protein. Gene Ontology annotation, cellular component: mitochondrion. Bases 234 to 1712 code for a protein of 492 amino acids. Gene Ontology annotation, molecular function: homocitrate synthase activity. The transcript is spliced from 12 exons. Lineage: Eukaryota; Fungi; Basidiomycota; Tremellomycetes; Tremellales; Cuniculitremaceae. The record is from RefSeq and is a predicted model, not a curated record.